Molecule: messenger RNA, 2081 nt
Organism: Diaporthe batatas
Lineage: Eukaryota; Fungi; Ascomycota; Sordariomycetes; Diaporthales; Diaporthaceae
Exons: 3
Coding region: 382-1698 (438 amino acids)
Biological process (GO): endoplasmic reticulum to Golgi vesicle-mediated transport; retrograde vesicle-mediated transport, Golgi to endoplasmic reticulum
Cellular component (GO): Golgi membrane; COPII-coated ER to Golgi transport vesicle; endoplasmic reticulum membrane
Source: RefSeq, a predicted model, not a curated record
CGCAAUGCCGCAUUGGAAAAUGUGAGGUGGCCUUUCGGUCCCAGGACAGACACCACAGCCAGAGCACACCCGGCCAGGCCAAGCUCCAUCAAGCCUCGCCGUCGACAUUCUCACCACCACCUCGUCACUCUCCUUCGCCAUUUUCUCACCCGACCUGGCUGGCUGGCUUCAGUUGCUCUGUCUGCUCCAUGGUCAAGCUCAAUUGGCCUGUAUUUCUCAUGACAUUUGUCUGUCCACCUCCCGCCGCUCCUUGAUCGUGCACCGGUCCCGCCGCAUUGCCGCCCCCCCUCGCUGUUCUGCUCUCCUGUCCCACGCUGGAAGCCCCUGGGUGACCCUGCAGCUGCCAGGCUCCUCCCAUCUGUGUCGCGGCUCACCGUAGAUAUGUCUGCCAAGUCCCGUUUCACAAGGCUUGACGCCUUCACAAAAACUGUCGAAGAUGCGCGCGUCCGAACAACCUCGGGCGGCAUCGUCACCAUCGUGUCCUUGCUCGUCGUUUUGUACCUGGCACUUGGCGAAUGGGCAGACUAUAGGCGCACAGUAAUACACCCGGAGCUGAUUGUUGAUAAAGGACGCGGCGAGCGGAUGGAGAUCCACCUGAACAUCACCUUCCAGCGAAUCCCUUGCGAGCUGCUGACCCUCGAUGUGAUGGACGUCUCGGGCGAGCAGCAGCACGGCGUGCAGCAUGGCGUCAGCAAGGUCCGCCUCCGCCCCGAGUCCGACGGUGGCGGCGUCAUCGACACCAAGGCCCUGGCCCUCCACGACGACGACGAGACCGCCAAGCACCUCGACCCAGACUACUGCGGCGGCUGCUACGGCGCCGCUGCCCCGCCCAACGCCAUGAAGCCCGGGUGCUGCCAGACCUGCGACGAGGUGCGCGAGGCUUACGCCCAGGCGUCCUGGGCCUUCGGCCGCGGCGAGAACGUCGAGCAGUGCAUGAGGGAGCACUAUGCCGAGAGGCUGGAUGAGCAGCGCCACGAGGGUUGCCGCAUCGAGGGCAGCCUGCGUGUUAACAAGGUCGUUGGGAACUUCCACAUCGCCCCCGGCCGCAGCUUCAGCAACGGCAACAUGCACGUCCACGACCUCAAGAACUACUGGGACACUCCCGUCCAGGGCGGCCAUCGCUUCUCGCACACCAUCCACCAGCUGCGCUUCGGACCCCAGCUGCCGGAGCAGAUCACCGAGAAACUAGGAACAAAGUCUCAGGCCUGGACCAACCACCACAUGAACCCCUUGGAUGGUCUCGAGCAGGUCACCGAGGACCCUAACUUCAACUACAUGUAUUUUGUCAAGAUCGUGCCCACAUCCUACAUUCCCCUCAGCCUGAGCAAGAAGUACCGCGACAUGAUGACCGAUGCGAAUGCCGCCCUUGGCCAGUUCGGUCAGAACGACGAUGGCAGCAUCGAAACCCACCAGUACUCGGUCACGAGCCAUAAGCGCAGCCUGUCGGGUGGUGACGACUCUGCCGAGGGCCACGCUGAGCGUCUGCACUCCAAGGGUGGUAUUCCAGGUGUCUUCUUCUCAUAUGACAUCUCUCCAAUGAAGGUCAUUAACCGCGAGGAGCCGGCCAAGUCAUUUGCAGGGUUCCUCACUGGGCUGUGCGCUGUUCUUGGUGGCACCCUGACGGUCGCGGCUGCCGUGGACCGGUUUGUCUUUGAGGGCGCGACUAGGUUGAAGAAGCUGAGGUCCAAGGACAUGUAGACUUCGUGGGUUUUGAGACCAAGGUGGAGAUAAGGAGUCGAUGGGGCCAUAGGUCGGCUUACGUCCCUCAAGCUUCCUGCCGCCUUUUGUUUUGCUUUUGCAUCGGCUAUGGCGUUUGGGUUAGGUAGUCGGGAAAAUGUCAGGGUCAUAUUUGAACCUCUUCAAGCUGAGCAUCAACAGGAACUGCUUGACAAGCACUAUUGUGUGCGGUAUUUGGGUGAUAAGCCACCGAUGACUCCGUGGGCAGAUGCUCAUGCUUUAGAUCAGGGCCACUAGCCGGGCACCCUUUUUUUGGUCUGAUGUCGGUAGGUGUCACAAAACCCCAAGCAUGUGAUUGUUUGAUUUCUUGAAGAUAUCUAGAUGUCUCUCAUCAAUCUAACUUU